Molecule: messenger RNA, 1709 nt
Organism: Sesamum indicum (sesame)
Lineage: Eukaryota; Viridiplantae; Streptophyta; Magnoliopsida; Lamiales; Pedaliaceae
Product: fructose-bisphosphate aldolase 5, cytosolic
Biological process (GO): glycolytic process
Molecular function (GO): fructose-bisphosphate aldolase activity
Source: RefSeq, a predicted model, not a curated record
GAGAAGAGUGAAACUCAGAGGGUCGCCAUGAAGCACAGAAGUGUACUGUCUAUGUGUGAUGUGUGUAGAAAAAACGGUGGGGGUAACUUAACUGUGUAGGCAGCUAACAUCGGCAUCAGUGCAUUAAUAGAGCCCGCCAAAAGAUUGAUUGUUGUUUGGAAUUAGUGAUUGGGAGAGUGAAGAAAAAAGAAAAGAAAAGAAAAGAAAAGGAUUAGUGGGGGAGAGUAGGAUAAUGGGCAUGGGGUUGCCAUUUGGGCGCGAGACAGAUCACUCAUUACUCUAUCCAGGGACGAUAACCUUCGUUAGGCUACCUCUUCUGACACGUGUGCAUGGGGUGGAUCAUGUUGGAAUAUUCCGUCAAAUUUCAUUGUCUAUAUAUAAUAGCCUUUGCUUCUUGUUUUCUAAAAUUCGUCCGUUUAUCACUUCUACUUAUCCUGCGAACAACCAUGUCUGCCUUCGUGGGGAAGUACGCUGAGGAACUGAUCAAGAACGCAAAGUACAUAGCCACCCCGGGAAAGGGUAUAUUAGCCGCCGACGAGAGCACGGGCACCAUCGGAAAGCGCCUUGCCAGCAUUAACGUCGAGAACAUCGAAUCCAACCGCCAGGCCCUCCGUGAGCUUCUCUUCACCUCCCCCUCCUCCCUCUCCUACCUCUCCGGCGUCAUCCUCUUCGAGGAAACCCUCUACCAGAAAACAUCCGACGGCAAGCCCUUCGUCGAGGUCCUCCAGGAAAACGACGUCAUUCCCGGCAUCAAGGUCGAUAAGGGCACCGUGGAGAUCGCCGGCACUAAUGGGGAGACCACCACUCAGGGCUUCGACUCACUCGGCGCGCGCUGCCAGCAGUACUACAAGGCCGGAGCCCGUUUCGCCAAGUGGCGCGCUGUCCUCAAGAUUGGUCCGAGCGAGCCGUCUGAAUUGAGCAUUCAGCAGAACGCGCAGGGGUUGGCUCGUUAUGCCAUCAUUUGCCAGGAGAACGGGCUCGUACCCAUUGUGGAGCCGGAGAUUCUCACUGACGGAAGCCAUGACAUCAAGAAAUGCGCCGCCGUCACCGAAACCGUCCUGGCGGCGGUUUACAAGGCCCUCAAUGAUCAUCACGUGCUUCUGGAAGGAACUCUUUUGAAGCCCAAUAUGGUCACUCCCGGCUCCGACAGCCCCAAGGUUGCUCCGGAAGUGAUUGCCGAGUACACAGUUACUGCGCUGCGGCGGACUGUGCCGCCGGCUGUGCCAGGGAUUGUCUUCUUGUCAGGAGGGCAAAGCGAGGAAGAGGCGACGGUAAAUCUGAACGCAAUGAACAAGUUGGAUGUGCUGAAGCCAUGGACGCUUUCAUUCUCAUUCGGGCGUGCGUUGCAGCAGAGUACGCUAAAGACGUGGGCAGGGAAGAAGGAGAAUGUGGAGAAAGCACAGGCGGCGUUCUUGGCGAGGUGCAAGGCUAAUUCGGAGGCGACGCUGGGAAAGUACACCGGAGGGAGUGGUGGUGAUUUGGCCACUCAGAGUUUGUAUGAGAAAGGAUACAAGUACUGAUCAAUCAGGCUCUUGCUCCCAAGGUGGAAAAAGGGUUUUUAACUAAACUAAGUCUUUUAAAGUUAUGUUUUGGCUGGUGUUUUCCAAGCUUGUUUCUGGUACAUAGUUUACAGAUGGCUGUCCCAAAUUCUGAUAUACCUUCAUGUUUUUCAGUCUCCAAGUUGAAGAGUGAUUUGAGCAUUUUGAUUA